AUGGAUUUGGAUUCAAGUCAAGAAAUAUUGAAACUAUCAGACUGUGAAGAAGACUCAAUUAAACUUGCAAUCCUUUCAAAUUUACUCAUAAAAUAUAUAGGCCUCAAAAGAAAGCCUACUCAUCGACGCGCAUUCAGAUUUAAAUCAUCAUAUCCUUUCGGCUUAAAAUCAAGCAUAAGCUCAUAUGACAGCUCUCGGUCAACAUUAUCACUGAAUUCGGAGCCAGAUCCAUUUCUAAUAAGCCAAAGUUUUUCUAUAGUUAGCUAUGAUAUUCCAGAAUUGAAUUUUAGCACUUCCGAAUGCCAUAAGUGGAUUUACAAUUUAAAAAUUUGUAAUAUUAAUAUAGAUUCAAAUCAGAGAUGAGAUGAGAUUUUUAGAUUAGAGAGGGUUAAAGCGGGGAUUAUUUCAGCCCCUAAUCCAGUCGAGCUUCAGCUUCACGCUCAUGUGGCGCUAGUCACUAAGCCACCUACCGCCCUUUUCUGAUGAUGUCACCAAAAAUGGUGACGUCAGCAUCUUUUGGGGAGACUCACCACCCAAACUUGCUUGGACCAAAAAGCUUCAGCAAAGGACUCUCUUAACCCCCUGGUAGUGCUUAGGGUAUGAGGGGGCCGUCUGAUGCCUCCUUCUGGAACUACCUCUGCCAUUUGCAGGCAACAUAAUGCUCCUCCAGAAGUCCUCGAUUGGUAUUGCGCCGUCGGUCUUCUCGUUUGUGGGUCGAGGGGAGGCCCAGUUAGCCCAGACCACAUCAAACCCGGGAAUUUAGCCACCUGCGACCUCGUAGCUUUCCGCCAGCUGUUUUAUUUUCUGGCAAAAAUUCUGAGUUCAUCUGUCGCUACUAGGCAUGCCAUGAUGGCAUUAAUUCUUAGAUUCAAAUGAAGAAUUUGAAAUUAUCCGGCACAACUUCCUUAAACUCUACACAACUCAUAAAACAGAAGGAGGCUCAAGAAUCGAAAAAUGCGAGCCUCAAGUGCAUAUUAAGAACGUGAUCCAAUAUUUUUUGGACUGUUGCAUUUGCACUCAUCAUCUAUUAAAUCAACUUCUUGCUCCAAUAAAGGUUGCGCAGUGAAUUGAUUUGAAAAGCUUUUCUCACUCAAUUGAAGUAAUUCAGCAGGAAAUAUUUGAUAAAGCGUCAUUUUUCUAUAAGGAGCCAAAAUCUGAAUUUAAAAAAAAUAUCACUAUGCAGAAAUUACUAUGUAAUCAAUAAUCAGUUUUCUUUAAAAUGCUUGAAUUCAAGCAUGAAAGGUCUUUAGGAAAAGAUGAGCUAAGAUAUGUGAUUAAGAUUAAGAUUAGCCGUUCGCACAUUGCAGGGCCGGGGAUUUCCACCCCUACACUCUCAUCGCUCCCGAGGAGCCCCGGCGGACACCCUCCUUGUUGCCACAAACACGGGAUUCGCACAGAUCAGUCUUGACUUCCAUGGCUUCUGGAGCCUAAGGGCCAACCACUUGGGUGGAAACUCCCAGUUUCUCGUUGGAUAAAUGCCAUCUCUUGAGUCCUAUUCGAGGGAGUUAGCCUCCACCCGGGACUGUUGCCGAUCUUGUCCUUUCCAAUGGUUGUUCUGGAGGCAAAAGCCUGAGUCCCACGGAUUAGCUCCAUAGGGCCCGAGUAAAACCUAGCCCGACAUACACAAAGGGUUUCCGGCAUCUUUCCACCCAAUUCGCCAACACUGGGCCAUUGCCUGCUGCUGUUGAGAAAAUAGGGUCGAGAGGUCGGGUUGCACGUCGUCGCCAUUUUUAUGUAUAUAAGACAUGUGAUAAGCAUGGCUUUAAAGAAAAGAAAAAAACAAGCGAACCAACAAAAAAUUGUAGAAUGGACAUUUGAUAAGGCAAAGGUCCUUUCAGGAAAGAACAAAUCAACAGUUUCUUUUGAUGAGUUUUAUAUUAUUCUUCGGAAUUAG
Blepharisma stoltei is the source of this 1894-nucleotide messenger RNA. The record is from the annotation of a GenBank genome assembly. NCBI's taxonomy places the organism in Eukaryota, Ciliophora, Heterotrichea, Heterotrichida, Blepharismidae.